This is a messenger RNA of Thlaspi arvense, 562 nucleotides long. Lineage: Eukaryota; Viridiplantae; Streptophyta; Magnoliopsida; Brassicales; Brassicaceae. The record is from the annotation of a GenBank genome assembly.
AUGUCACACUCUGAAGAAUUUUUAGCUUUCCAAUUUUGGAGAUAUCUGUGUCAUGUCCGGCUAAACAAUCGAAACAAAGAGAAAGCCGAAGCGUUGCUGUCGGAGUUCGCCGAUGAAGACGACGAAGCGGCAAUUUACACCACGUGGUCCAGCUUCUCAAUUUGUCAACAUGUGUUAACUGCAAUUUCCUUUAAAUUGGAAAUCUACUAUCUAAAUCGUGAUUUGUGGCGCAUGUAUCUUCUGUCCAUGGCGCAUCGGAGAAGCAAAUUGCAGAGAAGACAGAUUAUUAAAAAAAAAUUGGUUCCUUACCGACCAGAUAGUCCAAAGGAUCUAGGGCGCUAGCAGACCAUUCCCCGUUCCAGAAGGAGGUAACCACACAACAUCAUUUGUUUCUCUUAGUCCUUGAACUGGGGAUAGGAGAUUUAUUGAGAAAAUAGGUUGCUGGAUAGUUGAUUUUUCCCACACUUGUCUUGCAAAAUGGCAUUGAUAUAGCAUAUGUGUUGUAACAUUGAUCUUCUUUACUUUUAUAAGUUUCUGUUUCUGUGUUUUCUGUUUUGUAAAU